UUCGUUUCUUUCUGCUUUCCCCAUCCAAUCCCGCACCUGUCCGUAUGUAUUGGUAUUACCGUUACGAAGUGUUACUGACCACUAGCCGUUGCCCAGAUCACCACAGCUGAAGUUCGCAGCAGCUCGAUGCCUUCUUCCAGCCUUCUCCUAGCCUUCUCCUGUCUAGGACAUGGAAUUUUUCCUGAAUAUUGGUGUUAUUCUAUACAAGGCAGACAAUCAUCUACACAACGGCUAUUGCAUACUUUUCUUCAUCGAAAAAAAAGUAUAACACUACCUCCUCUAUCUCCAUCGAUCUCUCCUGCAUCUGGACCGGGGAGGCUCCGUUCCAUGACCGAACUGUUUAGUUCGAUACAGGUAAUGACCGUCUCCAGACAUCAUCGCCUUUCGAUCGGGAACGGAGAGAGCAACUGACUGUGACUGACGGACUCUUCGGGUUUUUAUGGAGAUUACCGCCAACUCUGUCCCCCGGUUCUCCCAUCAUCCAUCACGCUCUCCAAAAUCUCACAAAACAGGACACUUCAUCGUACACCUGAUCAUGAGGGGGAAGGAU
Aspergillus neoniger CBS 115656 is the source of this 550-nucleotide messenger RNA. RefSeq lists its product as uncharacterized. The transcript has a single exon. The record is from RefSeq and is a predicted model, not a curated record. Bases 127 to 411 code for a protein of 94 amino acids. NCBI's taxonomy places the organism in Eukaryota, Fungi, Ascomycota, Eurotiomycetes, Eurotiales, Aspergillaceae.